UUGAGCUGUGUAGUGAGAAGUCAGGAGCCAACAAACUACUGACCAAAGGAGUCCUGACAGUACAAAGCAGCUGGUUUUCUGGACCUUCCUCAAGAACACCUCCACAAAACAAGAACGCAACCGGGGGGAAAAAAUGCUCAAUGUUUGCGUGCUGGUCCUUAGCUGGAGCCUCGUGCUUGGGGCGGGCUACAGGAAGGGCUCGGACCCACCGGGGAAGCGCCAGUACCACAUCCAGAACGGCCCAUGCAGUUACACUUUCCUACUGCCCGAGCAGGACAGCUGCCCCCCAGCCUACGGCGGGAACCUGGUACAGGAGGACGAGCCGGUCGUGGACGACGAGUCCAUCCAGCGGCUGGAGCAGCUGGAGAACAUCAUGGAGAACAACACCCAGUGGCUUCUCAAGCUGGAGAACUACAUUCAGGAGAACAUGAAGCACGAGAUGGUCCAUAUUCAGCAGACGGCUGUGCACAACCACACAGCGGCCAUGAUUGAGUUCGGCACGAACCUGCUGAGCCAGACUGCGGAGCAGACCAGGAAGCUCUCCAGUGUGGAGGCCCAGGUCAUAAAUCAAACUACAAGACUGGAACUUCAGUUGCUGGAAAAUUCCCUGUCAACAAACAAACUGGAGAAGCAGAUUCUUCUCCAAACAAAUGAAAUAAGCAAACUGAACGAAAAGAACAGUUUCCUGGAGCGGCGGGUGGAGGACAUGGAGGGCCAGCGGCAAGCGGAGCUCAAGGCCCUUCGGGAGCAGGAGGAGCAGCUCCAGGAGCUGUUGCGCCAGCAGACAACCGUCAUCGAGGACCUGGAGCAACGGCUCCUAGGCGCCACCGCAAACAACUCGGCCCUGCAGCGGCAGCAGCAAGACCUGCUGGAGACUGUCAACAGCUUAAUGGCCACCAUCACCGUGGUCCCCAAAACGGCCGCCUUGACUCAGGAAGCCCAAACCCUCUACAAAGACUGCGCAGCUGUCUACAAGGCAGGAAAGACCCAGAGUGGGGUCUACUCACUGACCCUGGCCAACACGACGCAGCAGAUAAAGGCUUACUGUGACAUGGAGACCGAGGGAGGCGGAUGGACUGUAAUUCAGAAACGCUUCAACGGUCGCGUUGAUUUUCACCGUACGUGGAAGGAUUACAAACUGGGUUUUGGAGACCCCACGGGGGAAUACUGGCUGGGGAAUGAAUUUGUGUCCCGGCUCACAAUUCAGCAACCAUAUAUCCUACGGAUACAGCUGAAAGACUGGGAGGGAAAUUCUGCAUUCUCCCAAUAUGACGAGUUCUCCUUAAACACUGAAGCCCAGAACUACAGGAUACACCUUAAAGGCUACAGUGGAACGGCAGGCAAAAUCAGUAGCCUUGGUCAGCCAGGAAGUGAUUUUAGCACAAAGGAUGCGGACAAUGACAAGUGUGUUUGCAAAUGUUCACAGUUGACCACCGGAGGCUGGUGGUUUGAUGCCUGCGGUCCCUCCAACCUCAAUGGGAUCUAUUACCAGUUGGGCCAAAACACGAACCGCUUCAACGGAAUCAAGUGGUACUACUGGAGAGGUUCAGGCUACUCGCUGAAAGCGACCAACAUGAUGAUCAGGCCAGUGGACUUCUGAGGCACCGGUGGGCCUUUUUCUCCCAACAAGGCUCUGGGACACUGAGGAAUGGCGAAGGCUCCCAAAUCUCAGGCUCUAGUGACUCAAAUUGUCAUCCUGAGAGGAAUUUUACUUUGCUUCCACAAAGUGCUUACUGUCACUAGGAAGUGCAGCGCCUGUUGAGGAUGGAGUCUCCAUCUACGUUUGUUACUUGCUGGAGAGUGUAGGAUGGAAAACACGGACUUAAAGCCCCAGACUGAGGUUCUGGAACAUGAUAUCGUUUGCCUUUCCUUCUGGCAUGGUUUGAAAAGUUGGUUCUUUGGCAGGAAAGCAACGAAUUCUCAAUGAUGCCAAAUGAUACUUGGACAGCUCUUGCCGCAGCUGAGAGGGAUUGAACAUUAUGUCGAUAGGGGACACACCUACAAAGGGCUACACUGGUCUCAAUUCGAAAUUCUCUUAUUUAUAUGUAACUGGAAUCGUGGAUUUUUUUCUUUUUUUUAAAACCAAAUCUCUGGAGCCUUAAGCGAAGUGCUCUAUACUAAGCACAUCUAACCUGAAAGAUGUAGCAAAACACGCAUCUGCUCAGUUGCAACAAACCUGGACAAACAAAUCAUCUGGUAUGGUGAGAUUCUAGGUUUGUAUCUAUAACUAAUGUGUUGCUCAAUAUAUACAUUUAUAUUAAGCACCUAGGUUGCCAGUUUUGAUAAAAAUAAAACAAAUGAAACAGGAGUCAGCCAAGAUCAAUGAGGACUGCAGUAAAAUAUUAGCUUUUGCACACAGUUAUCUGCAAAACAUCCAAAGUUGCUGGAGACAAUAUUCUGCUUUUGUCUGUUACUAAGUGCAACUGUCAAAAUAGAUACAUUUUAAGAAAAUACACAUAAUAGUUAUUGAACAAAAAAUGUCCAAAGAGACAUCACUCUUUGAUAAUCAUGUAAUAAUGUAAUUUUGCUGUGCAUUAACUGUGACAAAGAUAUGUUGAGUAAGCAGAAAGUCUGUGAUGGCAAACUUUUAGAUUCCUUCUCUGA
Messenger RNA from Scleropages formosus (Asian bonytongue), 2604 nucleotides. It is a transcript of the gene angpt2a, whose product is annotated as angiopoietin 2a. The transcript is spliced from 9 exons. Gene Ontology annotation, molecular function: extracellular matrix structural constituent; protein-macromolecule adaptor activity. Gene Ontology annotation, cellular component: fibrinogen complex. Bases 134 to 1600 code for a protein of 488 amino acids. The record is from RefSeq and is a predicted model, not a curated record. NCBI's taxonomy places the organism in Eukaryota, Metazoa, Chordata, Actinopteri, Osteoglossiformes, Osteoglossidae. Gene Ontology annotation, biological process: positive regulation of heterotypic cell-cell adhesion; blood coagulation, common pathway; platelet aggregation.